Messenger RNA from Vittaforma corneae ATCC 50505, 609 nucleotides. RefSeq names its product ribose 5-phosphate isomerase A. The transcript has a single exon. Lineage: Eukaryota; Fungi; Microsporidia; Nosematidae. The record is from RefSeq and is a predicted model, not a curated record. The coding region runs from base 1 to 609 and encodes 202 amino acids. Gene Ontology annotation, biological process: pentose-phosphate shunt, non-oxidative branch; D-ribose metabolic process. Gene Ontology annotation, molecular function: ribose-5-phosphate isomerase activity. Gene Ontology annotation, cellular component: cytosol.
AUGCCGAACGAGAAGGACAAGCUGCUUAAAAUAUUUAACAAAUAUGCAACUGCCAAUGUAAAGUCUAUUGGAAUUGGAAUGGGAAGUACCAUGUUAAAAUUUUCUGAAAUUUUGCCCUCCAAGUAUUUAUAUUUUCCAGCAUCCAACCAAACGCUAAUGUUUUUGAAGAACAAAACAGUAUCAUCACUUCAAAAUGCAUCUACAAUGGAUCUUUAUUUUGAUGGUGCUGAUUAUUAUGACUGUUUUGGAAAUCUAAUCAAAGGUGGUGGCGGAGCAUUAACGGUUGAGAAACUAAUGAUAAACAUGUCGAAAAAGUCGGUUAUUGUGGUUCAAAAUAAUAAAUACGUAAAUAGUUUUGAGGAGCUAGCCAUUCCUGUUGAGAUUCUCAAGGAAAGCUACGGUUAUUUUCUAAGAGUCCUCAAAGACCACAGCGUUCAGGUAAAUUACGACUCGUGGAUAAUCUCAGUCCCUUUUUUGACAGAUAACGGUAACUACAUUGUUGAUGUGAAUUUUGAUUAUGAUUUUAUCCAAGACUGUAAAAGGUUUUCAGGUGUGAUAGAGCAUGGGUACGUGUCAAAUAACUUAAAAUUUGAAAUAGAGGAAAUAUAA